AACAACAACAACGCGGGGAGCUAGGGCUAGCAGCCCUGGGAAGGAAAGCAAUGGACCGGAUCAGUCGAUGACCAGUGCAUUAGCAUCCACAGAUAACGGCACCGAUACCGAGGAUACGGUCGAUUUUACGGCAACGAAUAGCUCGGUGUCGUCUCCCAAGCCCUCGGACAGUGACGAAGCAAUCGAGGAGUCGGAGAAGCUUGCGUCGUUCAUCGACGCCGAAAAGAAGCGCGGAGCGGCGCGCAAACAGCACUGGAAGUCGCAGAGUGUCGGUGAUAGCGGCCCCGGAGUCGUACAGUCGAGUCACGCCAAUAAUACUUCCACUACCAGCCACUCCGAGGACUUCCAGGAGCACACGACUUUCUCCGCUAAUCGAGAACUCUGGCAGAGACGCGCUACCUCCCAAACACACCUCAACCCCCCCAUGUCAUCCACCUCAAAUUUCUUCCGGGCGUAUCAAGAGCUCCGCGACAUGCGCCAGAAACACACGCCCGAUCUCGUGAUGGAUCUGCCACUUUCGGCACAGGAUCCCGGCAACAAGUCUGCCUCGACGAGCAGCCUCAGCGGCUCCGAUGACGAGAGCCCAAGCCGCGCCUCCCUCCCCGAAGGGGCCAAUCUCGCGACCCCGGGUCCCGAGUCCCCCGACAUGAGCACCGCGGCUGAACGUUUCGCUAAACAAAAUCAAUGCACGCUGAAGAAGAACACAAAGGGUGUGGUGGACAACGGGAAGCAGCCGCGGCACGGCCUGGACAACGAAUCCGAGAUUGAUAACAACGGAUCCGAGGACAUCGUGCGCUCGAUGAGCUCGACUCAGAUUUCAGAGGGCAGCUUGGCUCUGAGAUCGCCCAUGCCCUCGCGCUCUACCACCAAGAUCGCGGCCAAGUUCGCGGACAUGCACCUGACCGGGGGUAGCCAAAUGCAGGUCUCAUCGUUCAAGCCGCAGGUGAAGGUGAAACCGACGAUAUUGCGCAAGCCCAUCGUGCCGUACCCGCACCCGCACAUGAGUCCCGAGCUCGCUAGGAAAAUCGAGAAGCAGGCCCAGAGCACGGAGCAGGCCAACUAGAAUCCGGAGAUUCCCUUACGCGCGAUUAUUACCUGCCGCACGACC
Molecule: messenger RNA, 1108 nt
Organism: Ceratosolen solmsi marchali
Lineage: Eukaryota; Metazoa; Arthropoda; Insecta; Hymenoptera; Agaonidae
Exons: 1
Coding region: 68-1063 (331 amino acids)
Source: RefSeq, a predicted model, not a curated record